This is a messenger RNA of Maniola jurtina (meadow brown), 710 nucleotides long. It is a transcript of the gene COX5A, whose product is annotated as cytochrome c oxidase subunit 5A, mitochondrial. The transcript has 3 exons. Gene Ontology annotation, cellular component: mitochondrial inner membrane. Bases 88 to 546 code for a protein of 152 amino acids. Gene Ontology annotation, biological process: mitochondrial electron transport, cytochrome c to oxygen. Lineage: Eukaryota; Metazoa; Arthropoda; Insecta; Lepidoptera; Nymphalidae. The record is from RefSeq and is a predicted model, not a curated record.
UUGUCUUGCUUGUCAGGUCUUGUCCAUGGUUUUCAGCAGCCAUUAACCAUUUGUUAUCGUGUCGUACCAGGAAAAUUGUGAAACAAAAUGUUGCGAUCCACUUCAGGUAGAUUAGUAAAUGUCCUCAAAAAAUCCCUGGUCUCACCCUCCAGAGUAUGCGCCAUCAAUGCUGUGAGAAGAUCGCACGACGGCCCCCAGGAAUCCAGCGAAGAAUUCGAUGCCAGGUAUGAAGCGUUCUUCAACAGACGGGACAUCGAUGGUUGGGAGAUCCGCAAGGGGAUGAAUGACCUGUGUGGUAUGGACUUGGUGCCCGACCCAAAGAUCAUCUGCGCUGCCAUGCAGGCAUGCAGGAGGGUGAAUGAUUACGCCCUUGCUGUUAGGUUUAUUGAAGCUUGCAAAGAAAAGUGCGGAAACAGGGUGAAUGAAAUUUACCCUUACAUCAUCCAAGAGAUCAAACCCACACUUACAGAACUUGGCAUCGAUACCCCCGAGGAGCUCGGCUAUGACAAGCCUGAGCUGGCAUUAGAAAGUGUCUAUGAGAUGUGAGGUGUCUAUGGAUAGAAGAAAUUAUGCGAUAGUAGUUUUAAUUUGUAACAUUUUAUUUAAUUUAAACGGCGAGACCACCAUUCAAUGAGUAUUCCAUUUGUUUCGGUGAUAAUAACCAUUGUUAUAAAAUAAAUGUUUCUCCAUGUGGGAAAGUUAGAAAACUA